AAUUCCUUACAAAAGAGUCACCUGGGCAAGAAGAAAAAGACGGUAGCAAAAUUAUUUCGGAAAGAGAUGUCAAAGCACGCAGUUAUCAUUCUUUUCCUGGAGAUCGGGUUAUUUUUGUUAUCCAGCGAUGGUAGGAAGAUUCCGAAGAUAACUCGAAAAAAUCUUUUCCACAAAGAGAAUUUCGUUGAAGGAGGAUCUGGCGAUGAUGACAGUAGUGCAGCUUUCAGCGACUGGAGCGAGUGGACUCGAUGCAAUCGCAAUUGCAAGCAAGUUCGAACACGCUCUUGCAAGAAACCCGAAGUUUGCCAAAACAAGGUGGAGAAGAUGCAGAAGGUAUGCCCUUCCGUCAUUUGCAAGGUCAGAAUCACAGUGCCGUUACCCAAAUAUGAGAAUUCAUCUUACCGCCCAUCUAAAGGCGAAGUUCUACAGCAUAUGGAACCAUUCCUAUACACGGAAUGGUCGAAAUGGUCUCCAUGUUCAGAAUCCUGCAUAACUAAGAGAACCAGAAAGUGUCGCUAUAAAUUAAUUUGUGGAGGUGUUCAAGAGCAGUCCGAAAAAUGCUACAGCGAGGAAGGUGACUGCGAAGAAAUCGAACAUCCUCGGGAACCAGUUGAUUUGGAAGAAAAGGACGAGAGCCAUCCUUUAGAUAACAUCGUUUGCGGCGUGACGAAAGUCGCUCCAGAUUCUAGAAUAAUGGGUGGAAAGAGAGCUAAGAAAGGGAGCUGGCCUUGGCAG
Messenger RNA from Stegodyphus dumicola, 735 nucleotides. RefSeq names its product chymotrypsinogen B-like. Lineage: Eukaryota; Metazoa; Arthropoda; Arachnida; Araneae; Eresidae. Gene Ontology annotation, biological process: proteolysis. The record is from RefSeq and is a predicted model, not a curated record. Gene Ontology annotation, molecular function: serine-type endopeptidase activity.